Symphalangus syndactylus (siamang) is the source of this 13424-nucleotide messenger RNA. RefSeq names its product arylsulfatase B (gene ARSB). Lineage: Eukaryota; Metazoa; Chordata; Mammalia; Primates; Hylobatidae. Gene Ontology annotation, molecular function: sulfuric ester hydrolase activity. The record is from RefSeq and is a predicted model, not a curated record.
UCUUGUGCUAGAAAUGACUUGCUAGCUAGACACCAUGGUUCAGGAUCUGAGUCAGAGGUUUAACCAUUUAUAAGCUUUUUUCUUAUGAAAAACUGGCACUAAUUAUAAUGUCUAGCUGCCAGAGUUGUUGCAGGCUUUACAGGAGACGCGGGCUGUGAAGACGCUUUGUAAAUUGUGAAGCGUUAUUACAGAACACAGCUUUUUUUUUUUUUUUUAGGAAACCACUGUGCAAAUUUCAUUGCUGGGGAAGAUAACAGGCCUUGAUGCCCUCCAAGCGUCAGCUGAGUUUCCAAGAAGCCGGGCAGCGGGCGCCCGCGGGUUCGUCUCUAGCUCCUCCUCCGCCACAGCGGCCGGGGGCCCGGGUCGGAGGCGGCGGGGGCCGAGCGCCCGGCCUCGCAAGCCCACGGCCCGCUGGGGAUGCCGUCCCGCGCCGGGGCGGAGCAGGCCCCGGCAGCCCAGUUCCUCAUUCUAUCCGCGGUACACGGGGCUGGCGGCGCCACAGGCGCUGGGGACUGCGGGCGGCCAAGGAUGGGUCCGCGCGGCGCGGCGAGCCUGUCCCGAGGCCCCGGACCUCGGCGGCCGCUCUUCCCCGUCGUCCUCCCGCUGCUGCUGCUGCUGCUGUUGGCGCCGCCGGGCUCGGGCGCCGGGGCCAGCCGGCCGCCCCACCUGGUCUUCGUGCUGGCAGACGACCUGGGCUGGAACGACGUGGGCUUCCACGGUUCCCGCAUCCGCACGCCGCACCUGGACGCACUGGCGGCCGCGGGGGUGCUCCUGGACAACUACUACACGCAGCCGCUGUGCACGCCGUCGCGGAGCCAGCUGCUCACUGGCCGCUACCAGAUCCAUACAGGUUUACAACACCAAAUAAUCUGGCCCUGUCAGCCCAGCUGUGUUCCUCUGGAUGAAAAACUUCUGCCCCAGCUCCUAAAAGAAGCAGGUUAUACUACCCAUAUGGUCGGAAAAUGGCACCUAGGAAUGUACCGGAAAGAAUGCCUUCCAACCCGCCGAGGGUUUGAUACCUACUUUGGAUAUCUCCUGGGUAGUGAAGAUUAUUAUUCCCAUGAGCGCUGUACAUUAAUUGACGCUCUGAAUGUCACACGAUGUGCUCUUGAUUUUCGAGAUGGCGAAGAAGUUGCAACAGGAUAUAAAAAUAUGUAUUCAACAAACAUAUUCACCAAAAGGGCUAUAGCCCUCAUAACUAACCAUCCACCAGAGAAGCCUCUGUUUCUCUACCUUGCUCUCCAGUCUGUGCAUGAGCCCCUUCAGGUCCCUGAGGAAUAUUUAAAGCCAUAUGACUUUAUCCAAGACAAGAACAGGCAUCACUAUGCAGGAAUGGUGUCCCUUAUGGAUGAAGCAGUAGGAAAUGUCACUGCAGCUUUAAAAAGCAGUGGGCUCUGGAACAACACGGUGUUCAUCUUUUCUACAGAUAACGGAGGGCAGACUUUGGCAGGGGGUAAUAACUGGCCCCUUCGAGGAAGAAAAUGGAGCCUGUGGGAAGGAGGUGUCCGAGGGGUGGGCUUUGUGGCAAGCCCCUUGCUGAAGCAGAAGGGCGUGAAGAACCGGGAGCUCAUCCACAUCUCUGACUGGCUGCCAACACUUGUGAAACUGGCCAGGGGACACACCAAUGGCACAAAGCCUCUGGAUGGAUUUGACGUGUGGAAAACCAUCAGUGAAGGAAGCCCAUCCCCUAGAAUUGAGCUGCUGCAUAAUAUCGACCCGAACUUUGUGGACUCUUCACCAUGGUGAAAGAACAGCCUUCUUCCCACCCUCUCCUCUCUCACAUACACAUUUUCUGUGGUGCAAUUGCCAAAUCCAUGCUUGAGAUCCAAGAGUCGUCCAGGUUGGAAUGCUUGGAGCUGCUCCCUGUUUCCUCCUCAGAGCGACAUUCAAAGCCAUUUCCCAGUAUUAUGUUGCCAUUUCCAAGAUUGUUUAUUCAGUAAAUAAAUAAACGAUGAUGGCCUGGGAUGCAUGAGGUACUGUUAUAAAUACUCGAGAUCAGUUAGGCUAAAGCCAAACCUAAAGGUCUGGCUAAAACCCAGUCUGGAAGAGUCUGGAAGAGGGCAUGGACACAGCCUCUCCCCACCCUGCUGGAAGGCUGUGGGUGGUUCCCAGCUGUCUACCAGCAAGCCCUCCUACAACGCCCACCACUCAGCACCAUUGCAAUGCCCUCCUUCAGUCCUAUUUAUCUCCCUUGUUGCCCUGCCCCUUCUGUAGAGCUCAGUGCACAUUCCUACUCCUCCAUGAAGCCCUCUCUGAUUCUUUUGAACUUGAGUCCCUUGAGUUUCUCUGGAGCUUCCCAGGACAGUGAGCUCUUGCUGCCUCAUAGUGUAGUAUUUAUAUACAUGUGUUUUCCCCAUCCGGAGCUAUAAGGAGAGCAAGACUUCAUUUGUAUAGUUCUCUCAGUGUCUUAUGUAUAAGAGAUUAAUACAUAUUGAAAGAAUGCAUGCUAAUAAAUGAAUAAUUUAUCAUUAGCUGAUUUGAUUAGAAUCAAUCUAACGAGAACAAUAGUAAUUUCAUACAUCAUUUUCAAGGCAUUUUUAUUUCUUUUUGGGUAUAUUAGAGAACUAGUGACACAGAGGCAUCUUUCUUUCAGCCUGAAAUUAGAUAUUAAGCAGAAUCAAGAGUUAGGGGGAAUGCAUGGGGCUCACCCUGCUACAGAUUGCUCAACGUGGCACAGAAUGCCAGAGGCUAAGGGCCCCUUGGCAGUUUGUGCACUCUUUAUAAUCCAGGUGAAGAAACUGAGGCACCAGGUCAUGCAUGCUGUUAAAUACCAGAACUGGAACUCAGGGCUGUUCAGACCCGGCAUGUACAUCAUGUCCUACUGAUUUCGCAGGUCUCAUCGCUUUGUGUCCUACACUUGUCUUGUGGGAGAAGGGCACCCAGAUCUGAGUUACGAUCAUCUCACCUAUAUCACAGCAUGUUGAUGGGACAUGAUUCAUUUAAAGGAGGCUGGAAAAAUGGGUUGAGUAGUGACAUUAGCCUUGCUAGAUUCACAUGUAAUCUGACUCUGCAGAUGAUGGUAGCUUCUGCUUGCAGAGCUAGUCAUGGAAGCCUUGCCAGUGCCUUGUAUUCACUCCACUGGAGGGUGCUGGGGGGAUGAGGGAGCCGCGUGUGGGGUGGGCAGUGUCACCUACUAAAACAGGUAAGAGUUUGGGGGUGCCAGAAAGCCCUGGGUUUUAUUCAAUACCAGCUCUGACUUAUUUCCUGUGAGCUUGUGGGUAAGUUCUUCCAGCCAUCUGUUUCAUCACCUAUAAGUUGGGAACGAUUAUAACAAUAUCUCCUGUAAAUAUGUCCAAACAACAGUGAACAAUAAUUACAUUCUGGCUGCUAGGAUUGGGGCAAGGUGGGAAAGUUGCACUUUUCACUUUAUGUAUUUCUCCAGUUUUAAUUUUAAAUUAUGAGCACAUAUGACUUCCUUAAUCAGGAAUAAAGCCAUAAAGCUUUAUUUGUGAAAACCACCUCCAAGGAGGGUUCCGGCAAGCCUGGAAUAUCUGAAAUCUGCUGGGUUCUUAUAGAGUGGGAGGUGCUGCUUCCGUGCCUGCUUGUACUAGGUCAGAGCAGUUAGAAUUUUGUGUUGUCUCUAGCUGCCAAUAUUUGUCUUUAGCAGCUCGUCAAAUUUUCCUUGGUGUGGGUUGCUACAUGCCCUCAAUCACAGAGCCAAAACACAGAUAGCUUUCUCCUUUUUAAUUUUCAAAGGCUUGUAGUCUGCCCCUCCGCUUUGGGGAGCACUAAAGUCUGUUUGGAUAUGUGGCCUUUUUGAUGCCAAAGGCGGUCCCACAAGCCUUGUAUCCCCUCCACCCCACUUCACACAGCACAUCUCAAGGAGCACACAUGAAACCUUCACUGUUAACACUUGGUGCUGGCAUCUUGGCUUUCAUCCCGAGAAAAUACAUAAACCAAACCAAAUCCACAGCACUUUAAAAACACUAAUUAACUCUCACCACUGGCCUAGGCUAUGCAGAAAUGGCAAAUCCCACUGCCCCAAUUUUAUGUUUGGAGAAAUCAGGGUAAGCAACGUUUUCAGGGCUUCUCUGAGCCAGAUCACAGAAGCUGACCUGAAGGGCUUGGCCUGGCCGUGCAUCUGGAGUUAGGCCAUUUGACCAAGGGCCAGCUGCCUCACCAGAUCCCUUCUCUACAGCACCACGUGGUUAGUGGCCCAUAACUCCAUUUGCACAUCAGCUUUUGUUUUUUUCCCCAGGGUUACUUUGAUGCCAAACUGUCUCAUUUCCAACUGACCAUUUAUUUAUUUGCUUACUUUUCUUUAAUUCUGGUAGAGCCUAGAAAUUUUAGCCAUAGCUUCCAAGUGUAGCCUGUUAAUUAUAGUUGAUUAAAGGUUCUAUGCUGAUUUUGAAUUUCAACACAAAAGCAGACUAACUUCCAAACAGUCCCUCUCAGGUCCAGUGGCCCUGCCCCUUCCAUCUUCCACCCUGGAGCAUCCCCAGGUCUGGCAAAGAUUUGGGGGUGUCCAGACUCCUUUUUUCCUCUCCCAAUCUGGAUCAGUCAUUCUCCUACCUCAGUUCCCCAGUCUUACCAUCUAUAAAGUUAAAUAUAUCCACCUUUCUUGAAAGAGUCUACCAUAAAAUUCUGUAAAAACAUAAAACCUCAUAAAAUUUAAGGGAAUAUAUCCAAUGGAAUUAAACUUUACAAAGUAAAUCUACUUUGUAAAUAUUUAUUGACCUUGUCAGAAUUUUUAGGUGUUUUAGGGUGCUUGUGUAUAAGGCUGAAAUAAAACUUUUGAAAACAUUUCUGGGAAGUUGUUGAAAACAAACUAAAUGGCCUGUUUAGUAACCCAUAAUGUAAGAUGUUAGUAAUCAGGCAUUUAUAGACUGAAGUCUGUUACCUCUGGCAGCAAAUACCUAGGGAAUGAGUAUAUGGCCCCUGCUUCUAAAGAUUCUUUUGAAUCAGAGGAAAACAUAUGCCCAGGAAAGGAUAUUAACACAGUUAUAAAAUAAAGUAGAACAAAUGAUAAGUGAUAUAAUAUAAGCAGUAAGGACAAUGAAGAAGUGACAGCAUUUGGGAGUGAUUAGGAAAGUUGUUCUCAAAAAGGAUAUCUUUAAAUUUGUCCAUUACUUCAACAACUUUGGUUUUAUCUUUCUUGAUUUUAAUGUGAAUGAAGGAAAAGAAUAUCAGUUUUCUAUCACUGAUCAAACAAAUUACGGUAAACUCGAUGGCUUGAAACAACCAAUACUUAACCAUCACUCUAUGUUCGUAUUUUUUGGAUAUUUUCAGUUUUGUAGGUCAGAAGUCUGACAAGGGUAUCACUGGACUAAAUCCAGGGUACCGAUUGGCAGGGCUGCAGUCCCUUCCAAAGGCUGAGGGGAGAACCUAUUUCCUUGCCUUUUCCUGCUUCUAGAGGCUGCCUACAUUCCUUGGCCCAUGGCCUCCUUCCUCCAUCUUCAAAGCCAGCAAUGGAAGGUUGGGUCCUUUUCUAGCACAUUCUUUGAACCUGGCUUCCAUCAUCUCAUCUUCUCUGACCUGUUCUGCCUCCUUCUUCAACUUUUCUGGACUCUUGUGGUAACACUGGGCCCACCUGGACAAAUAAUCUAGAAUCACCUCCCUAUUUGAAAGUCAGCUGAUUAGCAAUCUUAAUUCCAUCUGCAGCCUGAAUGCCCCUUUGCCGUGUAACCUAACAUAUUCACAGGUCCUGGGGAUUGGGAUGUGGACAUCUUUAGGGGGCCAUUAUUCUGCUACCACAAAUACCUGCUCUGUUGCCCUAGACUUUAUGAAAAAUACAACAAGUCGCUUAUAACCUAGUUGGAGAGAACAAGAACAUACAACAAGUUAAAAGAAAAUCAGAUAACAGUUGAAAGCUAUGGUGGUAGACACGUUACAAGUUGUACUUAAUUGUCAGAUCAUUUCCACAGAGUCUGAUAGUUGCUAUGACAGUGAAGGAGGGCUAAACCACUCAGGCCCUCUUUCACCUCCGCUGAACCUCAAAAAGUUCCUAGGUGGAAAAGACCAUCACAGGAAAUAGAAAAGGCUAUGAGCAAAAGGUGUGUGAGCCUAUUUGGGGGACAAAGGGGAGGCAUGAAAGAAGAGAUGGGAAAGCUAAACAAGGACAAUAUGUCACACUAAGGAGAUGGGAUUUCAUCCUGUAUGCAACAGGGAAGCUCCUUUUGUACAAAUAAUAGAUGGGGUGGUGCAAGAAAUUUUUUAAAAUACAGAAAAGCUCAAAAUUUUUAAAAAUACAGAAAAAAAAUCACCCUAAACCUAUUAUUCUGCUACCCAGAAAUAAGCAUUUUUAAUAUUUUCAUGGGCUUUUUCUAUUUCUAUUUAGGGAGAGCUUUCAACAUUUCACCGUUCAGUAUGAUAUUGGUUGCAGAUUUUUUUAAUACUCUUUAUCAGUGUAAGAAAACUCCCUCCUAUUCUUAGUUUGUAGAAUUUUUAAAACAGCUAUUGCUGUUGUCCCCAGGAAAGUCCCUUUGUGUCUGCACUAUUUUAAUCCCAGAAUAAAGAAAAAUCUGCUAAUUCCACAGGUGGUUAUAUAGAUGCUGGGGUUUCAGCACUUCCUGUUUGACCGGAAACUCUCAGUGAAGUAAGAAAAAAAAAAAAAAAAAAACUUCAGAAAUUGUGGGAGUUUAUUUGUAGAGACUCUUGUUUUCCAGUUAGGACUGUGGGUCCCAGAAUUCUUUGGAAUGACAGCCCUAGUCAAAGUCUAGCCGUUUCUCUCCCAAUUAUCCAAACAAAGGCUGGUUUAGGCACUGCCUGAAAGGAUUUGAUAGAUGUAAUCCAAGUCCCAAACCCUGAAGUGCCUCAACCAAGAGGAAGUCCUAGGUGGGCCUGAUUCAGUCAUAUGGGUAAAAUAUAAAUUUUCCUUUGUAGGCUGGCUUUUACUAAAAAUGAUAUAGCUGGAUUGUCCUUGGAAUCCAUCUCAGCAAAGUGUUAGAAUAAUCUCAAGUAUAAAGGCAGGAGGGGCUGGGCACAGUGGCUCAUGCUUGUAAUCCCAGCACUUUGGGAGGCCAAGGUGGGUGGAUUGCAUGAGGCCAGGAGCUCAAGAUCAGCCUGGCCAACAUGGCAAAACCCCGUCUUUACUAAAAAAUACAAAAAAGUAGCCAGGCAUGGUGGCACACACCUGUAGUCCCAGCUACUAGGGAGGCUAAGGUGGGAGGAUCGCUUGAACCGGGGAGGCAGAGGGCAGAGGUUGCAGUGAGCUGAGAGUGCACCACUGCACUCCAGCCUGGGCGACAGAGCAAGACUCUGUCUCAAAAAAAAGGCAGGAGUAGUAGUUUAUAUAAGAUAUUUAUAACCAGUUUAGUGGUCUAAUAGCCUAUGGAUGAGAAGUGACUGGUACAGUGGGCCAUCCUAGAAAGAGAAAAUCAUGUCUAGGUGGGCUCUAUUUGAUGGAGCCAUUGAUCUGGGGCCAGGUUUACAGUCUCUUGUCACUAUCUGGACUCUGUUCUAGGUAUGCAGCUGGCUGUGCCCCUAUUAGGAUGAACCCCCUGUAGGUGCCCUUUCCCUCUGAUAUGCCAGGGACGCUCUGGGGCUUCCUGUCGUAGGUGAUUCCUAAUGCUCCUGACCCAUGGCAGCCACAGAGGUUCCCCCUUGGAGGCUUCCAUUCUGCCCUGUAACCUGCCCUUAUUUUCAAAUUUGGAAUGUUUGUAGAAGUCUGUUAGUGUCUCUCUCACUUAUUUUGGGGGCAUCAUACUGUUUUCCCAGCAAAAGAGCUUGCAGUCAGCUUUAGCUUCUUCCUUUAAUAUGUGAGGGGUAACACCUGUGCUAUUUGUUUUCUUUCCUAAAUGCCUUCACAGAAGCAGUUUUGAACUAGAGAAUAUACACGAUUAAGUAAAAAGAGUUGAGAGAAAUCACAUGGAGAGCAAUAAAGAAAAGAAACUAACCAUUGUUGACAGUGCACUGUGUUCUAGGCACUAUGUAGCUACCCCCUGCCCCCAGUACCUGCCUUUCUUUAGAGCACAUAUCAUCAUCUGGCACAAUUAUUUUUUAAAUAUUUAUUUAUCAUCCUCCUCUCUCCAUUAAAAUACAAGUUCCAUGAGGGCAGACAAUUUAGUCUUUUGCGUUCUUUUCUAUACCCAAACAUCUAGAACAGUAGCACAAUAAGUAGUUGUUGAAUAAAUGUCUUAAAGAAAAAAAUGAAAAAAGGGGCCAGGUGCGGUGGCUCACGCCUGUAAUCCCAGCACUUUGGGAGGCUGAGGCAAGCAGAUCACAAGGUCAGGAGUUCAAGACCAGCCUGACCAAAAUGGUGAAACCCCGUCUCUACUGAAAAUACAAAAAAUAGUCGGGCAUGGUGGCACACGCCUGUAGUCCCACCUACUUGGGAGGCUAAGGCAGGAGAAUCGCUUGAACCCAGGAGGCAGAGGUUGCAGUGAGUCAAGAUCGUGCCACUGCACUCUAGCCUGGGCAACAGAGCGAGACUCCAUCAAAAAAAAGAAAAAGAAAAAGGAAAGACAUCGGGUUAACUUUUUUAACCUUUAAAAAAGAUCUAUGGGAAAGAUUGGAUAGAUGUCAGAGGUACUUGAUUGUAAUAACUAACGCUCGUUUGAAAAGUGAGACAUAAGAAAGCUUAGAUUUGGCUUAAUUGACGGCAAGUUUAAGAGACUGAGGUUUACUUGAAACUGACAUUAGUAUAAAUUUAAAAUGACUUAGACAGGAAGUCAUGGGUAUUUGAACUAUUUAUAUUCAUUUCAGAUCCUUUCUUUUACAUCAUUUUAUAAAAACUCCUUCCAAAAAAUAGUUCAGUGCUUAUAGCUGACUUUUAGCUUCUUUCUCAGAAAAGAAAAAAAUAAUAAAAGAGGAACGAGAAAGUCAGCUUAAGUACUACCUUCCCUUAUCUUUUGACUGAGAUAUAAGAAUUAUUUGUGACAUAAAUACAUUUUAUUUAAAGAAAGUUGAGGAUUGGAUCUGGGUUAUUUUUUGGACAAGUUAGAAUAUAGUACUUGAUUUCUAAUUGUUAACAAUUAAUGUUUUAAAAAACAAAUGUUAGAGACCGAAAAGGAAUCUAAACCUUUCCCUUUUUUGAAUUGUAAGCAUAUUUUCAAAUGUAUGUGGGAUUUUUUUCUUAGUCUUUCCACAAAUUAUAAACAUCAGCAUUUACCCUGCACUGAGCUGAAAUGAAUAAACAUUUUUUAAAUGAAAAUAAUGACAGUGAAAACCAAUUUAGAAAAGAAAGGAAAAAGAUGCACAUAAAUCAUAGACACUUGGAAGAGCAUGUAAGCAAAGCUAAGAACUACAUUUUUCAUAUUUUACAUUUUCCCUUUAAAAUCGCUUUCCAAAUUGUUGAUGGUUUGGCAGCUCCAAGGAUGACAUCAACUCUUCCAUUGUGCAGUAUCUGUUGCUUUUAGAUAACUUGGUGGCACUUUAUCAGAUUUUGGUGAUUAAGCUGAAUUAAAAACCAACUGGAUUUGAGUUUAAAUUCUCCUAACUGCUAAACCAAACACAUUCCUGACCCUAGGCCUACUUCUGAAAACUUAUAUUGCCCAUAGGCUGUUUUACUUCUAGAAACAAAAGUAAGCGAGAGAAAAAUGCACUCCUUAGAGUUACUAACCACAUCUGUCAAAAUGCAGUAUAUUACCAGUGCAGCUGUUAAAAUGCUUUUAAACCAGCCAUCUUCUUUUCUGCCUAUCUUAACCUGACUGAAAACCAAGAGGACAAUAAUCUUGGCAUUGUUCUCCUACUUCAGAAAAUCACAGAUAGUUAUGAGCUACUGUCUCUCUCAGCAGUUGGGGGCAGAUUCUGAUGAUUAGUAAAGUCAUGAUGAAAAGAUAAUACCAGAAAUUAGGCUAUUAAUGGGGAAGAAAACAGCAGGCUGUGAACAGGUCUAAUAACUUUCCUGCAUGUCCUAGGAACUCACCUUGGAAUACUAGGUGAAAACACUGGCAUUCCACACAUCUGGUCUACUACCCUACACGUAAAGCAGUGCCUUUCAUACCUGAAUGUGCACACGAAUCACCUGAUUCAGUCGGGCUGGGGUGGGGCCCAAAUUCAGCGUUUCUAACAGACUCCUGAGUGGUGCCAAUACUGCUGGGUCUCUGACUACAAUUUGAAUAUUGAGCCCCUAGUCUAGAGGACUUUCACCCAAUUUGAAGCUCAAUCUUUAGAAUUUAAAAUAUUUGUAUGAGUAUUUAAGACUAAAUAUUUUUUCUAAGAUAUCUAACUAAAGACAGGGAUGUAAGACCUUGAAUUUCGAACAGUUUUAUAAAUUGUAUUAGUCUGUUUGCGUUGCUAUAAAGGAAUAUCUGAGACUGGGUAAUUUAAAAGAGGUUUAUUUCGCUCAUGAUUCUGCAGGCUGUACAAGCAUGGCACCAGCAUCUGCUCAGCUUAUGAUGAGGCCUCAGACAGAAGGCAAAGGGAGAGCAGGUAUGCACAUGGCAAGAGUGGCAGCAAGAGAGAUGCCAGGCUCUUUUAAAGAACAGCUCUUUAAAACAUGAACAGAACAAGACUCAAGGAGGGCAUCAAGCUAUUUAUGAGAGAUCUGCCCCCCUGGCCCAAACACCUCCCACUGUGCCCCCCCCCCCCACACUGGGGAUCACAUUUCAACAUGAGAUUUGGAGGAAACAGAUAUCCAAAUUAUAUCAUAAGUAUUUAUAAUCUCUUCCCCCAAAUUUCUGUUUAAGCUAGUUGUAUAGCAAUUUACAUUAUCUUUCAGAUUAUCCAAAUGCCAAAAUGUUUUCUGAUCCUAAAGUAACAUGGAUGCAUUUGCUGAAAAAAAGUUUAAGAUAUAUUCAAGCCAGCAAGACAUGAAGAUUUUAGAGCUCAUCUCAGAAGCUUGGUCUCUUUUCCUUUUGUUCCUGGUUUUCUCCUUAUGUGAACAUUCAGAAAGAAAACCCAAGCUUCUAAAAAAUGGCAAGGAUCUGAGUAUCUACCACCCUAGAAGAAGGUCCCUGGAAAUCAAGAAUCAGGUAGCAGACUUCUUCUCCUAUGAACAUUCUUAGGGAAACCCACUUAGGCUAUGGGUUCUGACUUCUUUCAAGUACUUCCUCUGAUCUUGUGGAAGUACUAUGGAUGGGUAUAGGCAAACCCCAAAAAGUCCCCAGAAAGAGUUUUAGUAGAGAAACUAGGUGAUUAAGAGUGCCACUACUGUGUGCAAAAGAGGAAAAUUCCCCAUGCUCAUGCCUCUUAAAUGGCUGAGAGAUUUCUGUGGCCUGGCAUUACACACCAUGCAUUUGUUUGGGUAGUCAAAGUAGUCACUGGGACACGCAUUGGUCAGUUACUCUGUCUCCAAGGGACACAGAGCAUCUUGCCCAGUGUCAUCAUUACGUGAGCUUGGCCUGCCUCUUGGACUCAGUGAGCCUGUUUUCUCACCUCUCAAAAAUAAAAGCAUAAACACGCCUAUAAUUUCAGAGCAUAUGAAAAAUGGACCUAAUCAUCACAUUCAUAGGGACAAUGGUAGAAUUUAUUAAUGUUCCUAUGGUUUUCCCUUAAAGAGUUUUGAGAUUAGAAACAAAACGUUAUAUGCAAUAUUUGAAAGGAAAAACCACAAAAUAAUAAAAUUUUGUAUUCAGUAUCUCAGUUGUGUAAAAAUAAUAUAGACAUUAAAACAGGAUUAGAGGCCAGGCGUGUUGGCUCACGCCUGUAAUCCCAGCACUUUGGGAGGCCGAGGCGGGCAGAUCAUGAGGUCAAGAGAUCAAGACCAUCCUGGCCAACAUGGUGAAACCCUGCCUCUACUAAAAAUACAAGAAUUAGCUGGGCAUGGUGGCACACACCUGUAGUCCCACCUACUCAGGAGGCUGAGGCAGGAGAAUGGUGUGAACCUGGGAGGCAGAGCUUGCAGUGAGCCAAGAUUGCGCCACUGCACUCCAGCCUGGACCACAGAGCGAGACUCCGUCUCAAAAAAAUAAAAAACAAAAAACAAACAAACAAACGAAAAAACAGGAUUAGAAAGAGUAUACCAAAAUGUUAUAAUGGUCAGUUAGCUUUAGAGGGUGAGAUUAUGGAUAAUUUUUAGUAUCGUUUUCAUUCAAUUCAGUAUACCUAUUACUUUUGCAACUAAAUUUUUGAAAAAGAACAAAGAAAAAAGGCAACAAAGCAACACUGUUCAGGCUGAAGGUCUCCUGGGCCUAAACCUCCCAUCACCAAGAGUGUCAAAAUCUCUGUUCAGGGACUUGGGUCUGUAGUUAAUUGUUGGAUGUUUAUAUGUGGUGUAAAUCUGUGUACUGCCUUGAUGACAGUAACAAACUAGAGUGUCUUGAUAAAGACCAAAGUCAUCAAUUUUCCAAAAUCUGUAGUUGAUUAAUUCUCCAAAGGUCCAGGUCAAUGUUAUUCCUCAAACUUUAUUAUUUUAACAUAGAAGCCCAAAGUUUCCAAGUCUGUCAGAAAAUUCAUUAUCACUGUAAAACAGCAAAAGGUCACAAAAUGUCUCUUUCUACAAUAAAAUAGCAUAUAAGAAAAAAUCUCUUUUUCUCAACAAUUCAUUACCCUGGCAGAAACCAAAAAACCUUUGACAUUUCAGGUCUUUUUGCUUCAGGGGAAAUAAAUGUUCCAUAGAUCAUGGAGAAAAAUGACAAACAAAUUAAUGAAAAACAAAUAUACUCCUGCAGUAUCCCCAGCCAUGCCAGACCAAACAAGUCAGAGUCAGCUUUUAUUCUUGGGUCUUUCCAACUCUGAAGAGUGACAGUUUCCAUAAUGGCAUCAGCACUUUAGUUAGAGAAAGCUGUACACAUGCCAAAGAAACACAAAUUAAAGAAACAUGUGGUAGAAAAACAGAAAGAGGAAUUCUGUUAUUUCAUGCAUAUUUAACUCUAGUGAGAAAGUCAUUGCUGGCAAAGCAUUAUUGAAAUCUUGAGCUAAUAAGUAGAAGCAUUCUAGAAGAUAUGCACUCCCUCCUCAUAGUGCUUUAUACAAAAUUGUAACUUGACUGAAUUUAGCAGUGCUCAAUUUUCCCACAUUCUAAAAAUUCCUUCCUUGAAUUCUGCCUCACUGUCACCACUAAACCUUGUCAGAAGUAGUUUGCAUGUGCUUUCUCCGUAUCUUCAAUUUCCAUUCAUUUACUAAUUUUAAUACCAAAUACACUUCCAUUUUCAUUAUUUGUUUAAACACAGCCAUACAAAUAAAACCAAAAUUGGCCCAGUGCAGUGGCUCACACCUGUAAUCCCAGCACUUUGGGAGGCUGAGGUGGGUGGAUGAUCUGAGGUCAGGAGUUCGAGACCAGCCUGGCCGACAUGGUGAAACUCCAUCUCUACUAAAAUUACAAAAAAAUUAGCCAGGUGUGGUGGUGGGCGCCUGUAAUCCCAGCUACUCAGGAGGCUGAGGCAGGAGAAUCGCUUGAACCUGGGAGGCGGAGGUUGCAGUGAGCUGAGAUCAUGCUAUUGCACUCUAGCUGGGGCAACAAGAGCAAAACUCUGUCUCAAAUAAAUAAAUAAAUAAAUAAAUAAACAAAAUUCACUAUGACCCUUAUUCCCUGUCCCCCUCCACAGAGGUGACCACUGCUAACAGUUUGGACUUUAUAGACCACUUAGAUGUGCUUAUAUAUA